AUGUCGGAACCACGCUGGAAGGCGAAGCAGGACCUGGAUCAGUCUUCUCGCGCGCAGGAGCGCACCCCAACCAGCAAAUCUAGCCCUGCGAAGCAUCGAUACGAGGUGAGUGCCCUGCACGGCAAGUAGCCUGGCUUGCACGUACAAAGUCUGACGUAUUUUGUCUUCUUCUUCUGCUCACGUAGACUGCUCGAGAGCGGGCCCGUCAGCGUCAAGCUGUAAGAAACGGCUCGCCAUCGCUCGAGCGCUCAGCUUCUCGCGCUUCUACGCCUUCUCCUUGCUCCUCCACCCCUCGCUUGGGAUCCGAUGAGGAUGCAUACCGGCUCUCAGCGGUAUGGGAGCACAGCGAAGCGGAACCGGCCUCCCCAAUUCUCUCUACCGCCAGCCCGUUUCAAAUGAGCGGCUCGGAGAAGAAGCUGGCCGAUUCGGGCGAAGAGGGUUCGUGGCUUUCCGAUACACAAGAUGUUGAGGCUGCGGAGGAUGUGGGAGACGAAGAAGCUACGGAGCUCGCAGGGUGCUCGCAAAGACUUUUGGUAAGUUCUCGGAGUCCGCACGAGACUUCUACCGCGGAGCAAUCGAAGACGACUGAUGCAGUCGAAGAUUCCACGUGCAGGAUGCUGAGAUCAACAAAGCCGCCGAAAGUAGUGCUGAGGGUGGAAGCGUGGGCCACGCUGUGAAGGUACGUUAAAGUGGUGUGCCCAGAUAGAUAGGACGGCAAAGGAUGGCCCCCUCUGCUCAAUGCUCACUACGAUGUCUUCUCCGCAUCUAGAAUGAGCGCUCCAAGGUUAUGAGGACUGGAAUCUUUGCCCCUGUCCGAGCGCAGGAACAAAUGAGAAGUGAGCUAGAACAAGCAAACAAGGAGCUGAAACGAGCGAAGGAGGAAAGGCUAGAGGAGUUCAGGACGCGUCUAAUCGCCGAGAACCGUGCAGUGUAUCUUGCGAAAAGUCUAGCCAACUUGGAGAAAGACUUCGAGAGCAUGGAACGACGUCACGCUGGUGUCGACCGCGAACAUCGGGUUGAGGCGGCGCAGGCGACGAAACGCAACGAUUCUCUCGCCAUUGAGCUCCAACUUGCUCAUUUCAGGAUCAAGGAACUCGAGGAAGAUCUCCAGAAGGCACGUCCCCUGCAAGGUACUGCCAAUGAAGCAGAGGUCGAACUGGAACAGGCACAAGAAGCAUUCAAGGCCAUGUGGUAUCAUGUUCCUGAAUCGUUUCGUAAUCAGGUAGGCCCAGCGAACAGCAGCUCUCGAUCCUCGUAAGCAGCUGGAUCGGAAUUGCUCGUACACUUGUAUCCACACAGAUUAGAUGUAAUUCGAGAGUCGCAUCAAUGUACCCAAUGUCCCCAAAGAGCAGUAUCAGAGGUGCACUGAGACUUGCGGCCGAAUUACGAUGCUCGUGUCAGCGAGCAUGACUGUUAUGUGUGACUCCAGGUGUCUUGGUCGGCUUGCGAAGCUUUGCCCUGAGAAACUUGCAUGCGUUGAGGCUCUUGGAGCUUCUCGUGCACCAAACGUUGCAAGUCGCUCGUCCAGUAAACGACUCGAGACGCACCUCUGAAGACGCUCUAACCAAGCGUUGAGCCUCAACACUCCACGAUAGCGCUCAAAGCACAUUCCAGAGCGUUGCCAGACAGUCAACAAGACGCUCCUCGCUCGAUCGUCGUUUUGAUCGUUCGCAGGCGCGCACACCUACGUCAUGCUAGAACGUGGGCGCGCGCGCGCGCGCUCGAAGUCGGUCCGCCGGCCGCGCGCGAAACUCACCGAACAUGCAGAUUCAGCGCGGCGAGUUGAUCGCUUGAGUGCUUUGGUGCCUGAAAGCUUUUCGGGUUGCCGCGUAGAUCAACACUUUUGACUGGCGGGAUGCCCGCAGAUCAACACUUGGGCGUGGGAGCAGAGGUUGCGGCGAGAAACGCUUCCUUGGAGAUGGCGCGGCCGCGUGAGCGACUGAGCAAGCCCCGUCUUCCGUGGUUUGCUUCUCAAGCGAGCGGAUGCGCUCGCUCUGCUCAUUCCUCCGCACUUUCACUGUCAAAGGAGCACUAUGUGCAAGCGACUCAAGAAGUUGCAGAGCUCAAGGCCGAGCUCGACAGCAAAGACGCGACUAUCGAGAUCAAGCGUCAGGAGCUCGACGAGUUCCAGCGUAUGCUGAAGGUCUCGGAAGAUGGCAAAGCUGAGCUGGAAGCCCAACUCAAAGCGCUCCGCGAAAAAUACCAGCGCGCAGAGAGUCAGCGCGAAAUUCUGCGCAAGAAUAUCGAAGACGCCGUCGCGUGUCUCCAGACAGAGGAGACGCAAGCUUGA
Molecule: messenger RNA, 2290 nt
Organism: Ceraceosorus bombacis
Lineage: Eukaryota; Fungi; Basidiomycota; Exobasidiomycetes; Ceraceosorales; Ceraceosoraceae
Source: the annotation of a GenBank genome assembly